This is a messenger RNA of Aureobasidium vineae, 1479 nucleotides long. Lineage: Eukaryota; Fungi; Ascomycota; Dothideomycetes; Dothideales; Saccotheciaceae. The record is from the annotation of a GenBank genome assembly.
AUGUAUACUGACUCGCAANNCAGACAUCUCGGAAAAUCACAUGAGCGGAUCAUCGGCCUCCUGUACUAUCUUGGUGAUCUGACUCUCGAGCAUGGCCACGGUUACCCUGAAGACUACUACCGCGAGAUUGUCGACAUCGUUGGUACAUCCAACACCAAGCUUUCCUUCAGAGCCUACAAGAGACUCAGCCAAAUCUACUAUGACGAGAGCAAUUGGGUUGAGCUCAGGAUUGUCUGCGACGUCCUGUGGAAUCUCCUCACAAAGCAGACCAAGGAGUACGACUAUGACGAAAACUACGUCGAGCUGUUGUACAUCAGAUAUGCCUACGUUCUGAAGCACCAUAACAGAAAUCACGGUAAGGCAGACCAUAGGCUUUUGGCUCUGGUCGCUCAGCAAUACCGAGACAUCUGUAUAACGAAGUUUGGCACCUCGUCAUCGGUCGCAAUUCGUGCCAGGAUCGAAUAUGCCUCGGUACUUAUGGAAGAUGAAUCGACAAAGGUCGAAGCUGUUGCCGCUUACGAGGAGAUAAUCACGACGACAAAGAAUAGCAAGGUUGUGAUUGAUGAGAAGACCAUGUCAAUGGUGAGAACUCGUAUGACCGAAGCCUAUGUUCAUGUUCAUCGCAAGGGCAUCUCCUCGGUAGCCACAACCGAGAAAGCCAUUACAGUACUUCAGGAGAGACUUCAGCAGCUCAAGAGCGUUCACGGAAGUGCCCACUCCGAAACUCUGUCCAUUCUCAGCGAACUGAUCUCGAUGCGCUACAAAACCAAGAAGACGACAGAAGAUGAACACACUAUCGUUCGCAUGCUCCAAGAACACACCAUUGAUGUCAUCGCCAAGGAACAGCGAUCUCAGGUACUUUUCGAGGCAGCAAACGCGCUCAGUGCCAUGUACAUCACCUGUGGCUACCACGCUCAUGGUCUUGAGCUUGUACAGGCUGCCAGACGUCAAAUCAUCACAGGUCAUGUAGAUGGAAAGCACGGCUUCAAGUUCGACAAGUCGAUCGGUCGCAUCGCCUUUGUUUUCCUCGUCACCUUCGAGCUGUCUCUCAAGGGCUCUUCUGGCCACAACUACUCGGAGGUGAUGGCAGAUUGGCUGACUGAAUCGGUCUUGUUCAACAACUACUCUCGUUGCCUGACCACUCAAGCCAAGACCGAGCAACUGCUUUUGCGUAGUGCUCAUAUCAGGUCUUUCUGGAACCAUCGUUCGCGCCACGAAGAGCUCGACAUGCUCGACCAACGUGUUUUCGAGGCCUUCAACAAACAAUUUGGCAAUGCUCUCAAGACCAGACCGGAGAUGAUCAAGAUCUUCUUGACCUCUCUUCUAGUUCACAUUGGAUCUGGUGAUGCUUACGACAUUCAAAUUGCCAGAGCCGCAUCCAUUGCUGGAGACCACAAAAUCGAAGCACUCGUUCGAAGUGGCAAGUACCAGGAAGCAGUUGAGGUUGCACAUUGUACUUUCCACUUCGUCAUGACCUAA